AUGAAGACUUUAAAUAUUGAAUGUGCAUUUCUAUACCUUAAGCUGGCCUCUUUGCUAAGAAAAACAAAGACAUCCUUUAUAACAGGCGCAGGUAUUUCUACAUCUGCAGGCAUUCCAGACUUUAGAUCAGAGAACGGCCUGUUUAAAGAGAUUAAAAAGAAGUAUGGAUAUUCAGGGGAAGACAUAUUUACAUACUCAAUAGUGCAUGGCAAUGAGCAGGCUAUGGAGAUAUACAUAGACUUAAUUUCAAGGCUAAAAACAGCACUUGCCACUGUUCUCCCCACCCCUACACAUAAAAUGCUUACGCAUGUACAGAGAAUGCACAAAUCAACCAUAUACACACAGAACAUUGAUGGAUUGGAGCAGAAGGCUGGGAUAUCAGAAAACAUACAUUAUCUUCAUGGAAGCUUAGAAAAUCUGCUUUGCACACACUGCCACCACUGCACUCCAUAUAUUCUUGAAUAUGAUCUGGCUAAGAGAAUUAAAUGCACAGUAUGCGUAAAAAGAAAUGCCAAGCGGAUAGAGGAAGGGAAAAGACGCUGUCCCAUCGGGACUCUUCUUCCAGACAUUGUGCUGUAUGGAGGGCCGCAUGAUACUUUUAAAACAGCGGAGGCAGUCACUAAAGAAAAAGAUACAUCGCUGCUUAUUGUCAUGGGCACUAGCUUGAAGGUAUAUGGAGUGAAAAAUCUGCUCAAAACACUAAGUAAGACAGUUAAGACCAAUCAAGGGAUUAGAGUGUAUGUGGGGAUUGAGCCACCUGCUAAGCCUAUGCAGAUUUACUUUGACUACUGGAUAGAAGGAAAAUGCGAUGUCUUUUCAGAUUUGCUAAUGGAUGCAAUUCACGGACCAAUGCUUCUUAAGCAGAUGCAUAAAGUCAACAAAAUGGAUGGAGUUAUUGAGUCUUUACGAAGGCUAUCCAUUGACCCAAAGUUUGACCCAACACUCUCGUAUAGGCCUAUAUGCACAUCCAAAAACAUAAAAAGUUAA
Messenger RNA from Nematocida ausubeli, 987 nucleotides. RefSeq lists its product as uncharacterized. The record is from RefSeq and is a predicted model, not a curated record. The transcript has a single exon. Lineage: Eukaryota; Fungi; Microsporidia. The coding region runs from base 1 to 987 and encodes 328 amino acids. Gene Ontology annotation, molecular function: NAD+ binding.